AGUUGCCAAAUGGCGCCGGUUCUUUUUUUGAAAUAUUUUUAAUUUCAUAACUUGUAAUAACAGUAUUCUUUUAGACCUUCUAUACUUUAUAGAAUUUAUAAACCAUGGAACCAAAAAAUGAACUUCAGCGUAAUGCGAUUGUGGAAGCACGUCGUAAAGAAUUGGAGAUGUAUCAAAGGGCACUGGACAUACAAUGGCUCAACAGUCGUAUGGAGGACGGCAGGAUGGGCCGUUGUAUCGCGCUCGUUAAAAAAGAAGCGGAAAUGGAAAAAGAUUUCCAAGAAAGAACAGAUCAUGCAGCAAUUGUUAAUGCUAGGGCUGAAAAGGAAAUUGCGCUAGGCAUAGAAAUAGCUAAAGUUCAAAGAGAAGAAGCUUGUAAACUUCUUAGAAGACAAUAUCUUAGGGAACGGGAUCCAAGCUUGAGGAACCUUAUCAAGAAUUUACAAGCUGGCUAUGUUUGUAGAGAUUUACAACAACAGAUUUUGCACAACCAGUAUAAAAAGUUACAGGAAAAGGCGGAGGAGAACCAAGCUAAUCAAUUCUUAUACAAUUCUUUACAUAACGACAAAGAAGCUAAGGAGUUAGAGGAAAGAGCAAAAAUGGAAAAGAAUAGGAAAUACUGUCUGGAACUGCAACAACAGUUAGUGAACAGGCAGAGUCAGAGGCAGUGUGAAUAUGAAGAGAUGUUGAUAGAGAAGAAGAUGCUGGAAGACAUCAUGAGGACCCUCGCCGACGAAGACCAGAGGGAAUUAAAACAAAAGCACGAGCAAAUGUUGAAGAUGCGCAACGAAAUGGUGACAUUCAAACAGGCGAGGGACGCCUGGAAAGACAAGCAGAAGAAGAUGGUUGUGUUAGAAGAAAGAGAGAUAGAGAAUCAACGGAGAGCUGCCUCUGACAGGAGUGCUGACCUAAUAGCAAAAAGAGAACAAAAAGUAAGGGAAAAAGAGGAAUUAAAUAAGAAAAUAUCUGAUAAAAUUCUAGCAGAUGAGGCAGCGCGACUCGAGAGAGAGGAUUUAAUCAAACUGCUCCAAGAACAAGAGUAUUUGGAGAAGAAUGUACAAGAUGAUAAAGAAGAGAAGGAGAAGUUGGAGAGAGUGAAGAAGGAGACGAAGACGGCGCUGAUGACGCAGAUGGCGGAGAAGAAAAGAGAACAGAAGAUGAUUAGAGAUAGAGAGAGAGAUUUUAGACUGAGUAUUGAAAAGAAAAUGGCAGCCGAGGACGCAAAGGCAGCGGAAAAGGAACGGAAGGAGAAAGAGAAGAGAGAAAGAUAUCAAAGGGAACUAAAACAACAAAUAAAAGAAAAUGAGUUAAGGAGAGAGAAGGAGAGACAGUUGGAAGAAAGUAGAGUUAAGAAAGUGUUUGACUGUGAUAAGGCGUGGCGUGAAGAAGUAUCUCAGGAGAAGCAGAAGAUCCUUGCAAGUCACGCGGCGAACGUGGUCGGGUAUGUCAGACCCGGGGUGCUGGACGGAACUCAACAGUCUGGCCCUGAUGCGAGGAGGUCCAAGUGUAACGCACAGUGUAGGGUGCUGAGGGAGUACUGAUUAAAGCUGGAGGGGGGGAGUAGAGGCGGGAGGAGGGGCGGGUUUGGGACGUUGGAGGAAAAGAAGUGAGGAUUUCCAGUUUAUGGAAUUUGGAAUAAAGACUGGUUUAUUAUAAUUGACUCGAUUUUAAAAUGACGUUAACUCGAUGAUUCAUACUAUUGAGUGUAUCUUUGUGUCUGUAUGUGGUCAUGUGUUUGCCAAAUUCAUACUUUUUGUAAUAUAAUGUUUGUUCUCAAUACCUUUAGUAUAGAAUUUUAGCGUUUCGGUAUGAUUUGUGAGAAAAAUCGUUGUUUGAUGAAUUAAUGUGUUGCCUAAAUUAUUUUUCUAUAACAAAUUAAAAUUUAAUGUUGACGGUACAGUAUAUAUUUUUGUAUCAAAUUUAAAUUCAAAAUAAAUAUUUAUUUAACUCAAAGUA
This is a messenger RNA of Danaus plexippus (monarch butterfly), 1956 nucleotides long. RefSeq names its product meiosis-specific nuclear structural protein 1-like. The transcript has 9 exons. The record is from RefSeq and is a predicted model, not a curated record. Bases 105 to 1541 code for a protein of 478 amino acids. Gene Ontology annotation, cellular component: motile cilium. NCBI's taxonomy places the organism in Eukaryota, Metazoa, Arthropoda, Insecta, Lepidoptera, Nymphalidae. Gene Ontology annotation, biological process: cilium organization.